Messenger RNA from Pelobates cultripes (western spadefoot toad), 43838 nucleotides. The record is from the annotation of a GenBank genome assembly. NCBI's taxonomy places the organism in Eukaryota, Metazoa, Chordata, Amphibia, Anura, Pelobatidae.
AUGGCUGCUUUACAGACCUGGCUCAUUGUGCUCGUUAUCCGCUGGGCAGUGCCGUGCGUGUCAGAGAAGCCAGGGGACUCUACCUACCUAGAUAUAGCCGAGAUCGAGGAGUGGGAGGACACGGCGAUAUCUUUACUGAUGGACAACGAGACCACCCCCUUGGAGGGCACAGCAGUACCCCCCUAUAACACAGAACAGGAUCACACUCCGACAUACUGCGCUACUACAACAGCAGCCCCACACACCACCAGCACCACUGAACACACUGACCGAGGGCACUCUCUCCCUGAUCUCCCAGAGUCACCAGGGACCAGCACCACUGACCGAGGGCACUCUCUCCCUGAUCUCCCAGAGUCACCAGGGACCAGCACCACUGAACACACUGACCGAGGGCACUCUCUCACUGAUCUCACAGAGUCACCAGGGACCAGCUGAACACACUGACCGAGGGCACUCUCUCCCUGAUCUCCCAGAGUCACCAGGGACCAGCACCACUGAACACACUGACCGAGGGCACUCUCUCCCUGAUCUCACAGAGUCACCAGGGACCAGCACCACUGACCGAGGGCACUCUCUCCCUGAUCUCACAGAGUCACCAGGGACCAGCACCACUGAACACACUGACCGAGGGCACUCUCUCCCUGAUCUCCCAGAGUCACCAGGGACCAGCACCACUGAACACACUGACCGAGGGCACUCUCUCCCUGAUCUCACAGAGUCACCAGGGACCAACACCACUGACCGAGGGCACUCUCUCACUGAUCUCCCAGAGUCACCAGGGACCAGCACCACUGAACACACUGACCGAGGGCACUCUCUCCCUGAUCUCACAGAGUCACCAGGGACCAGCACCACUGACCGAGGGCACUCUCUCACUGAUUUCCCAGAGGAGUCUGCUGUUACCCAGCCUCCAUUCAUCGCCAGAGACACUGAGCUGUCAGUGCAAUCUCGUGCUGUGACCCUCCCCUCCCCUCUCACCAAUGGUAAAUUAUAGAAAAGCUUGGCUUUCGAGCAGCAGUGAUUGACUGAAUGUAUUGAUGUAAUUAUUUAAUAAAUUCUAAUAAAUACAUGUUUAUUUACUGAAACCUAAAUUGUCUAUAAUGUUAGAUUUUACACCAAUGUAGCCGACUGAAAGCAUAGCGGAUAUGUAGAUUUUCUUACGUUAUUUUAGCCCAAUAUUUGAAAUUCACUUUCAGAGUUCUUUAUUAAAAUAAGAGUUGUGAGGAAUUCAAAGUGAAUAUCAAACAUAAGGCCAAAAUAGCUGAAUUGGAAGGGGGGAAAAAAAGGUCGUCAGCUAAGCUUCCACUAUAAUUGUUUUGGUCUAAAGUUUGAAAUUCACUUUGGUUUCCUGACAAUUCUAACUUUAGUGCAUAAUCUUCUUUAGAUUCCCGAUAGCACUCACUUUGGUUCAAGGAACACUAAAGUCACCUACAUCACUUCAUCUCCGUGAAGGGAUCUGGGUGCAAUGGCUCUGUCCUUUUUUAAGGAACACUAAAGUGUUAGGCAUCCAAACCUGUAUUCCUAAUGUUUUAUCGUCCUUGUCCCUAGUAAUAUAGGUCCCCUGUGUGUCUCAUAAAAAAAUAAAAGCUUUUUACUUAGAGCCAUUGUCCAAUCAAAUGCACCUUAUUGAGGAGCAUUGGGGACCAGAUGCCCAUGCACAGUACUUCCCCAUAGGAAAGCAUUAAGUCACUAUUGGGGCUUUUGCGUCAUGUGACAGUUUUACUUAGUCAAUACAGCUGAAGCACCUUCAGCAUCUAUCAGUGCAGCAUUCACUGAAGGUGUGUUUAAACGCUCAAGGUAAACCUUGCCGUUUCUGAAAAACGGCAGUGUUUUACCUUGAACUGUUAAACUGACAAGACCACUGCACACACGCCACUUCAUUGAGUUAAAGUGGCAUCACUGACAUCUGUGGUCUUCUAACUCUGCAGGGUCAAAGAACAGAUUGCAAAAUAAAACACAUCUCUAGUGACUGUAGAGGCAUUUCCUAUAUUGUUCCUUUAAUAACACCAUGUGAUUUUUUUUUUUUUUCCUCUCAAUCAAUCUUUUUAAUAUUCUUGCUAAUUGGAAUAAUAGCUAAACAUGUUUGCUUCUUGUAGGUUUAAAACAAUAUGUAUUUACAAACAUGAGGCCAGUAUGUAAAACAUGGAAUAAAGUAUGGAAAAAUAAUCAUUUUUUUUCUUUGCUGUAACUGGAUUCUUCAUUUUGUUCCUAAAGUUUCCAGCCUGUGUGUUUGUGAUCUGCUCGUGGACCAGUGUGAUGUAAACUGCUGUUGUGAUCCAGUCUGCACUGCUUCGGAUUUCAGUGUCUUCUCUGGAUGUUCAGUUUCUGUUGUCACGUAAGUACGCAUGUAUAUGUGUUGAGUUUGUUAUUUUUUUUUAUUUUUUUUUAUCAAUUCUUUAUUUUUGCAUUGACAGACAUUGAAGGUGAGAGCAUGUUUGGCUUACGCAGAAGCCCAUCUUUCAAAUAUGCUUUAGUCAUGUUACAGAAAGAGAAUCUGGGUUGUUAAUAUACAUAAUAUACGUUUUAGACAUGUUACAUGUGGGUUGCGCAAAGGCUGUUGUCAUUUAGCUUUCGCCUGUCAAAGGUUUUUAUUUAUUUGUUGUAUGCACAAAGAAAAACAUAUACACAAAAAAAAACGAUCAAGUGAAAGUAGGCGUUAAAUCCUAGAACUGCACGAGUAAGUAGCUGUCUGUGAGGGGGUGCUCAUUUGUCUUAUGAUUUUUCAUCAUAUUGUUCCCAAAGGGCCCAUACCUUUUGAAAUGUGGUGGUAGUGUUCCGAACGGUAGCUGUCAUCUUGUCCAUUAAGUAAUUAUCUCUGAUUUUGGAAAUUACUAGAGAUAGUGGGGGUGUCUCUGGUUUUAUCCAGUAUUGUGCCAGUGCCCUGCGAGCUGCUAGAUUGAGCAAAUUCAGAAGUUUUUGGUCGUGUUUGUCUAGUCCGUUUGUCGGUCGUGAUAAUAGACAUGCCCAGGGGUCCAGUGUUAUUUGUCGGUGUAGGAUUUUAGUGUGCAUGGCCACUAUUUUUCCCCAAAACUCUUUUACUUUGGUGCACUGCCACCACAUAUGGAUGUAUGUGCCUUUUUCUCCACAUAGUCGCCAACAGGUAUCAGUGGGGCAGAGUUGCAUGUGUUGUUGCUUGACUGGUGUUGUAUACCACCGGAGCAUUAUUUUAUAUGAUUGUUCCUGUAGGGUCGUGCAUAUAGACACUUUUGUGUUCGCCUCCCAUAUGUCUUGCCACUCCGUCCCCUCUAGUGUUUCACCCAGAUCCGCUUCCCAUUUGUCUGUGUAUGUCUGCGGACCCCACGUGCCUGAUUCAUACUUCUAAGCAUGUUUUUUUGGAUUCACAUGGUUAUUCAAUAAACUCUGAAAUGCAGUGAAUUGAAAUUCAAUCUUCAAAAUGUAGGGUAAACAAUAAGCAAUAUGUUACAUAGUUACAUAACUGAAAAGAGACUUGCGUCCAUCAAGUUCAGCCUUCCUCACAUUUGUUUUUUGCUGUUGAUCCAAAAGAAGGCAGAAAAACCCAGCUUGAAGCACAAUUUUGCAACAAGCUAGGAAAAAAAUUCCUUCUUGACCCCAGAAUGGCAGUCAGAUUUAUCCUUGGAUCAAGCAGUUAUUACCCUACAUUGAAAGAUUAUAUCCUUGAAUAUUAUGUUUUUGCAAGUAUGCAUCUAGUAGCUGUUUGAACAUCUGUAUGGACUCUGAUAAAACCACUUCUUCAGGCAGAGAAACCCACAUCCAGAUUGUUCUUACAGUAGAAAAAAUCUUUCCUUUGCCUUAGACGAAAUCUUCUUUCUUCCAGUCUAAACGCAUGGCCUCGUGUCCUAUGUAAAGUCCGGUUUGUGAAUAGAUUUCCACACAAUGGUUUGUAUUGGCCCCGAAUAUAUUUGUAUAAUGUUAUCAUAUCCCCUCUCAGGCGACAUUUUUCUAAACUAAUGUAAUUAUAUCGGAGUUACCAAAUUUCUUCAAAUGAUAUAUUUUGCCAUGUAGAUUUCAGUUUUCUCCACAUCAUAUUUUAGGUAAAUAACCACAUAUCUAAGUUUACAUACUAAAAUACAUCACACAAAGUUUUAGGAAAAGCUGAGCUGUUUUUUUUUUUGUUUUUUGUUUUUUGAUUUUUAAAUGAAAAGUUGGGUAAAGCAUACAUGACAAACAGUGCCAAUAAAGAGAAAAGGCACAAGUAUAAUUCUAGGCUUGUAUGGUAGAUAGGAUUAAUUUUGCUAGGCAAGCUAGGUUAACACGGAUGAGUAAUUUAUCCACUGAGAUCAAAUACAUCACUAUUCUGCAUUUGCAUGUAAAAGGAAAUCAAAGAAGUAAGGUUGAUACAGCAAGCAUCAUAGAGCAGACAGGCUUAAUAGCUCAGCUGUACGAUUGACAGCAGGUACAAAUUGUUGGGGAGCCAGGAAAGAGCCCCUCUGUCGCUCCUCUAUGUGGAGCCAAAAGGCAGCAAAAAUAUCGUCCAGCCAUUGAGCAAUAGAGCAUGGCUGUGUGCUCUUGGCGGGCUCUUAAGUGAUCUCUGCCACUUUAUGGGCGGUAGGCCUCUGUUAAAUUCUCUGCCAUGGAGCAUGAGGACGAUAACCUCCACCGGUCCUUAUAGGGGAACGGAGGCUAACAGUUGAGUUCAUUGCUUUAGGUGGCGUCAGGAAAGCAUCCGUCUUCCCUGCACCAGCUUUGCUUGCAGGCCGCUGGGUAUGUUCGGGCAAAUCUCUCAGAAAGGUCUGCAUUUUCGGUAACAGCAUUGUGCCUGUAUGGUCACCUCUUUCCAGGUGGCCCUUAUGUGUCUCAUAAAAGUUGUGUUUUGCCAAAAUGCCGCUAUUUCAAUCCUGCAGAGCAAUCCUGAGAUCGGCUCAGUGGCCCGGCCCCGUCCCCCCCUAAAUAUUGUCUUUUUAAAAAAAAAUAUUUAUAUAUUUUAUCUCUAAAAUGUGUGUGAUGACAUGAAUGUUUAAAGGGGCAUUUUCACUUGUCAGUUUUUAAUAUUAUGUUUAGUAAUCCCUUAUAUUUAAGUAAUGUGUUUAUAUGAGGUCUGAAAUACAAAAAAAAAUAAUUAAUGAAAAUCACUAUUUGGUAGAUAUACAGCCAAUGAAAAUAUGUAUGCAUUAAAUCAUGCAUUUUUUUCCAUGUAGCACAUAUAAAGGAAAAAUUAAAUUGCUUUCUCGGCAGAUCUCUUACCUGCAGCAUUUAAAAAAAAGCCCUCCCCUUCUUCUAAAGCACAUACUUUCUUUUGCUGUCCAAUCACAGACUUGCCAAUGUUGCUCAAUGAGAAGCCUUUGCAAGGUAUGUGCUCUGGGCAAUUGCUGCCUCUUGAGGUUAGUUCCACCGAGCUAAACAACCAGGAAGUAACAUGACUGAUUAUCUGACAGCCAGGGGUGUAAGAAGGUUAAUUUAUAAAAGUGGCAAUUUCUAGUGAAAUUUGCCCUUUUUAUAAAGUGCUUUAGGUGUUUGAAGUGUUCUUUUAAAGGUGUACACUAAAGACCAUAAUUUAGUGGUUUGACAGUAAUUGAAGGACCCAUGAUACCUGUGGCACAGCCCCCUUUUCAUUAUUUUGCUAAUGCAGGUGUUCUACUUCAGAGAGCACCAGCUAGUAAUGCCUAACCAAUAAAUCCCUUCCAAAUCUGGAUGAAAUCAACAUUUGCUUGUGCAGAAAUGUAACUUCUGUAAUAAUAGUAUGCUGAGCAAAGGACUGGGCCACAUAUUCAAUGGUGACACCUGGGUUAUGUCCAACUUGACACAGAACGGUUGCCGUUACCCUUCCUCUCAGGAAACAAGAUACCCACAAAAGUAAGGGACCAAAAAGCCGAAUUACUGGACCUUAGAGUGUCCAUGUUUAAUGUAUUACAAGAAAGAAUCAAAGUCAAGAAUAACUGUGGUCAGGAAUACAGAGAUAAGGAUACAUGAAAAACAAGCCAGUUUAGGAUACCCAAAAUACAAGCCGGGUCAGGAUACCAGAAAUACACAGGUCAAACUACAAGCCAUGUCAAGAUACCAUAGGUUAACAGAGUCAAAACGAAACCAAGGUCAAAAACAGGAAAUCAAAAGAGUUGCAGGAGCACUAAACAUGUUACUAAACAGAAACCACGAUAGGGCAAUGAGUAAGGGCCAGAACAGGCUUUAAAUAGGUUCUCAUUGGUUCACGUCAUCUCUGCGUCUCCAAACAACAUCGGGUUAUCUAGAUGACACAGUCCCUCUAAGGGCGUGAUGUCAUGACUUUCACAAUUUAUUUUAAGGGGCUGUAGUUCAGGCCACUUACAAGCAGAAAGAGUCGUUUGCAGGACCAAAUGUGAGUCUAUUUCGUUUGCAGGCUACGUGGUCACUCAGACUGCUUUUUCAGCUUUUUGCAAGAUGAAUGGUUCACAUCUAACAUUACUUUACUCAAAUAUAAUAGUCACGUGCCAUUGGGUAUAUGAUGGAAAAGCUGUCUUAUUCUGACCCAGCUACAUGCUGCAGAUUCAGCUUGUUUUUGCAGUAAUUUGGUUUGUUCCACUUCACUCAUCUGGUGCGUAAUGGUGUUGAGAUCACUGUACCCGUCCUGAUGCUGCCAUUAGCAUAGGACAAUAAUAAUAUAUUAUUUAGACCUGGCAGUGUUUUUUUCCACUCUAUUUUUCAGUUCACAUUUCAAUUGAGCGUCUUAAUUGUACAACACACUGUGGAAAACUGCUGCAGCUAUUCACUGGCUUGAUAUAUGACUCUUAAUUGCAAAUCUGGGAAACAAAUAGCAUCAUUUGACCCAAAUUGAAAUUCAGGUAUUCACUAAAGGCAAAUUGAGACGAUAUUUGGAGAGUAUCUCUGAAUGUGCAGUUAUCAUUUGAAACAAAUUGAUGGCUACUAAAAAUAAGCCAAGAUGUUUCCUACUAACUAUAGGAAUUCAAACAUUUAUCAUACACCAAACUGACACAUUCAGAGAUUACUGCUUGCUUGCAGUUUGUAGGCCAAAUAACAUUUAGUUUGCUAUUAUAAUUUACUUUAAAGGACCACUAUAGGCACCCAGACCACUUCAGCUUAAUGAAGUGGUCUGGGUGCCAGGUCCCUCUAGAGUUAACCCUGUCUGCUGUAAACAGAGCAGUUUCACAGAAACUGCUAUGUUUACAUUUGGGUUAAUCCAUCCUCUAGUGGCUGUCUCAUUGACAGCCGCUAGAGGCGCUUCCGUGCUUCUCACUGUGGUUUUCACAGUGAGAAGACGCCAGCAUCCAUAGGAAAGCAUUGAGAAUGCUUUCCUAUGGAUUGACUGAAUGCGCGCGCGGCUCUUGCCGCGCAUGCGCAUUCAGCCGAUGAUGUCCAAAGGAGGAGGAGAGUCCCCAGCGCUGAGGGAGCCCGGCGCUGGUGAUCUUCAACUUCAGCCCGGCGGGAGGGGGGCCAUGAGGGUGGGGGCACUAGUUUGUUUUCCUGGUACUAUAGUGGUCCUUUAAUUUGUGUGAUCUUUACUGCCAUCUAGUGGUGAAAUGCAGUUUACUGUACUUUAUGAAGGUCAUAUUCAUUUGUUUACGUUUAACAAUAACAACAACAACAAAAAAACUACAGCAAACAUUAUAUUUACAUAUAUCUACUUCUAAUGUUAGUGUGCUGAUGGUGCCCUAAGGUUAGUUAUUGAACUAAACUUGACUCUGACUUAGCGGCAUUCUCGUCUUGCUGCAGCCAUCAUUCUUCCUCCUUCUGAGUUCAUUUUGAAGAUGAUUUUAGGCAACUUGGUGUCCAGGCUGUAGUGGUUAUGAUGAUUAGAAUAGCAAUUUAAUAUUAAUUUAUAAAUGUGGUUACUUCCUGUAUCUUGUUAUAUGAUUAUUUUAAUAUUCAAUUAAUAAGAUGGUCAGACUAUAAGCGUAGACUAACAAGACAUUAGCAUGUUGUUUACUUUCUUUUCCGAUAGAUGGCACACAUAUCUCUCCAGUUACUCAUCUGUGUUUAUACAAAAAUGAUCUGAUACUGCAAGCUGCACUGUCAUCUGCUAGUUUUUUUCUAACUUUAUGUACAUAGAGUAACUAACGACUCCUAUGUGAACUCUGUCAAGUGAUAAGAGUGAUUUUCUGUAGAAAAGACGUUGGAAGUGAUAAAGAAGUAUUAGAAGGUGAAAGCAUUGAUUGUAUAAAUAAAACAUUAGGCCAAGCCCUUAUUGAUGUUUCUGCAAUGCAGCAUCCUUAUACCAGUCCCUCCCUUCUGUACUAAAUCCCAGUCGUCCCCCUUCUGUACUAAAUCCCAGUUGACCCCCCUCUAUACUAAAUCCCACCACCCCCCUUUACUAAACAAGCAGACUCCACUCACAUUGCUGCUGCAAGUAUGCGACUCUGGAGUCCAGCCUCUGGUAUUCCCCCAAUGGCGCCGUCCGCACCCUGUGCCAAAGCAGAUCCUCCUUCUACUCCUUGAAAACCUGUGAAGGUGGAGAAGGUAAUGUCACGUCGGAAUGUGACAUGGCAUUGCAUGCAUCCAUGCACCUCCAGGUCCUCCACUGUCCAGCCGCGGCCAUCGCAACACUCACCAACCGACACACACUCUCUCUGACACAAACACACUCUCUGACAUGCACACACACAUAUUUCCACAUUCUUGCACACACCAACAUCAUUUGAUUUAUUGCUCCCUACCUUUGGGAGCUGGUGUGGGGCCUCUUGUCUCGGGAGCUCAGUCUUCCUGCUCCUCACUUCUCCCUCACACGCGCAGUUUAGUGAUGCCGGGUGCCAGAAUGAUGUCAUAUUCCGGCACUACAGAGGACGCAUCGAGGGACCAGUGAGGAGCAUAAAGAGUGAGCGCCCUCGCUGCCGCCAGGGACCUCUCCUCCGGCCGGUACCAGGUAAAUUUGAGCAGUGUAGAUGCCUUCAAUGUAAGGAGAGCAGGUGCCUACUCUGCCUUGGUAAUCAUGGCAAGCUCACCGGGCCGCAAAUAUAUUCAUUGUGGGCUGCGAGUUUGACAUGCUUGAGGUAGAGUAAUGGUUAUCAGCUUUUGAUCCGGGGAGGGUAAUACUGUGGGAUAAUAUAACUACUCGUGUUCUGUCACAAGUAUAGAGUGUAAAAGUUCAUUACCCUGCCUGGGUGUAGAGAGACUUGUGAAUGUUGGGGUCAUGGGAGUAAGUGAUCUAGGUUCUGUUCCUUCAGUAGAAGGAGCGGCUUGCUUGUAGGUAGUGUGAAGUACUCCUGAGGGGUGUUACCCCUAACCAUAGGGGUAUCGGGGGGGGGGGGGCAAGAUCUAUAUUUUAAAUCCACAUCAUUAGACUAAAGUUGUUUAGGUACUUUGAGUGUCCAUUUAAAAAGACACUGUAGGCACUUUAAGCAUUCAUGUCAUUGAAUUAGCUCUAGUGCCUGGAGUUCUCUGGUUCACUGUUGAAUUAUUUACGAGCAGUUUUUGUUGAUUUAGGGUUGGUGGACAACCACAGCCCCUCACCCCUGGAGGUUUGGCUAAGGCAUAGUACACACUCCCUUCAAGCCCUACCAAUUCAUACCAGCAAUGGGCACAUUGAUACCCUAAAAGCGGUCAGCUGACACUCGCAGCCAAACAUAGCCACUCAUUGCUGCUCAGGCUCAUGCUUCCUCAUUAGAGAGUGAAUUGAUAAUCUAGAUGCUAAAGUAUGUUAAUUUAUCAGAUGGUAAAUUUUGCUCCCUCUCAGAUUAUUUGUUGGCGGUGUUGCUGGCACUCAUUCCAGCCAUUAAACUGGCAGUUAAAAUAAAGUAACCCGUUUGUGUAACAGAGGUACUUAAACUGGCUUUUGUAGUUUUAUGUGUUAAGGGUCUUUGCGUUAACAGUUGCUGCCUGGGGCAUGGAAUUUUAUUAGCAGAUAAAGGUGAGAAAAGGUAUUGUUUACAUUGCUCCUACUGCAGGGGCAUGCUCUAAACAACAGAACCACUACAUUAAGAUGUAGUUCUGGUGACUACUGUGUCACUUUAAAAACAGCUUGUUGCACAAAUUUGUUUGUACUUUAUUUCUAUAAUUGUCAGAGUCACUAUUUUCCUUCCUUCCUUCAAAGUAUGCCUUGAACACAUUUAACACACUCUUCUGGACAGCUAUCUCAGAUGUCCCACCUGGAAUCUGUUGAAGCCACUCCCCUAACUUGAGAGUCAAAGCCCCAAGUGCUCCUAUCACAUCUGGAACUACUACUGCCUUCACUUUCUACAUCCUUUCCAGCUCUUCUUUCCGUCCUUGGUAUUUCUCCACCUUCUCAUGUUGCUUCUUCCUAAUGUUAUGGUCACUGGGUAUUGCCACAUCCACCACGAAUGCAGUCUUCCGUUCCUUAUCUACCACCACGAUGUCGGGUUGGUUGGUCAGCACUUGCUUGUCUGUCUGGAUCUUGAAGUUCCACAGGAUUUUAGCCCUGUCAUUCUCGACUACCCUUUGUGCUAUCUCCCAUAUGGACUUAGGCAGGUCCAAUCCAUAAUCUGUGCAGAUGUUUCGGUACACAAUCUCAGCAAUUUGGUUGUUUCUCUUUGUGUAUGCUGUUCCUGCUAACAUCUUGCAUCUGGCUACUAGGUGCUAGACUGUCUCAGAGGCCUCUCUGCACCUUGGGUCUAGCCUGAUGUGAUAGACUCCAGCUUCUAUUGAUCUGUUGCUGAGUGCCUGUGCCUGUUCCUGUGCUGCUAGGAUUAGUGCCUCAGUGCUUUCUUUCAGUCCUGCCUUUUCCAACCACUGGUCGGAUUUUGUCAUGUGAGCCACAUCCACUAUCUGCCGGUGAUACACCCCAUGGAAAGGUUCAGUCUUAACAAGGAACCUCUUCUUUUUCUGCAUCCUCUAUCUGUUGAAAUCUCAGGCAUUCCCUUAGCAGUUCAUCUUUGGGAGCCAUCUUUAUGAUGUACUUGUGGAUGCUCUGUGUUUCAUCCAGGACUUUGGCCUUGACACUCAUCAGACCCCGACCUCCUUCCUUCCGGCAGGUGUACAGUCUCUGGGUGCUGGAUUUCAGGUGCAAUCCUCCAUUCAUAUUGAGUAGUUUUCUGGUCUUGACAUCCAUGGUGACCAGUUUUUCUUAUUUUUCUUAUUAUUCCAGCUGGGUAGGGCAUAUGUGUUGAUGGCUUGGAUCUUGUUCUUGUCAUUGAGCUGGGACUUCAGAACCUGUCUGACUCUUUGGAGGUACCUGGAUGUUGCUAUUCUUCUUGCCUCUUCCUCAUGGUUGCCAUGUAUUUGUGGUACCCCUAGGUACUUGUAGCUGUACUCUACAUCUUCUAUUUGGCCUUCUGGAACUUUAACUCCAUCUGUCCUGAUCAUCUUCUCUCUUUUUGCUAUCAUCCGCCCGCACUUCUCUAGUCCCAACGACAUUCCGAUGUCCUUGCUGUAUAUCCUAAUUAGGUGGGACAAUGAGUCAAUGUCCUGCUCAUUCUUGGCAUACAACUUGAUGUCAUCCUUGUAGAGUAGGUGACCAAUGGUAACUCCACUCUUGAUCCUGUAUCUGUAUUCACUCGUCUUGAUGACGAGUUAAGGGGGAUAGCGCAUCACCAUGGUAUAGGCCACAUUUGAUGUUCACUUGAGUUAUUGUCCUGGAAUUGGCUUCUAGAAUUGUUUUCCACUUGCUCACGGAGUUCUUGAUGAAGGCUCUUAUUGUCUGGCUGACCUUGUAGAGAGCCAAGCAUUCCAGUAUCCAUGUGUGUGGCAUUGUGUAAUAGGCUUUCUUGUAGUGAAUCCAGGCCAUGCACAGAUUUGUCUGUCUGGUCUUAGAAUCCCUUGUGACUGCUUGAUCUACCAGUAGUUGGCGUUUUGAUCCUCUGGUGUUGUUUCCAAUCCCCUUCUGAGUAUUGCUCAUAUAUUAAAUCAUAUGCCCUUGGAUCUUGGAGGCCGCAAUGCCUGACAGGAGUUUCCAUGUUGUGGGGAUGCGGGUUAUUGGUCGGUAGUUGGAUGGUAUUGUUUCCUUGUGAGUGAACCACAUUUUUGCCUCAUAAUGCCACUUUAUACAUGGAUUCCUUGGAGUAUGUGUCUGCUGUAUACAACAGCUUUGAAACACAACUCAGGAAGAGGAGCAAAGCGAGUGAACCACUAAUGAAUGCAACUCAUCAGCAUAUGGUUCACUGGCUUUGUUGUAUACAGCAGACACAUACUCCAAGGAAUCCAUGUAUAAAGUGGAAUUAUGAGGCAAAAAUGUGGUUCUUUGUUGAGCUAAUUUGCAUACACCUACCUAGAAUCCCCUGCAGUAGUGAGAUUUCUGUGGGAAAUGCAAGUCUUAUGGCUUUACUGGUGUGUGUAUUUGUGUUUAGCAAUGUGUGAAAUAAAUAAAUAAAUAUAUAUAUAUAUAUAUAUAUAUAUAUAUAGUUCAAGUAGAGAUUGUAGCCGUAUUAGUCCAGUGAUGUAGAUGUAAAAAACAGAUAAAAUUCGUAUCUUGUAAUACCUUUUUAUUGGACUAAGAAUUUUUUAAUGACAAGUUUUCGGGAGAACCUCCCUUUCUCAAGUCUGAAGCAUUUCUUUUUUUAUUAAUUCUUUAUUUUUGGUGCACAGAGAUUACAUACAAUAAGCUUGCAUCGCCACAAUAGCAGAGCAAACCAUGCAUUUUCAAACAGUUGAUAACAGUGGUAUGGCGUUAAUAUAAUAUGCACACAUUUUCGUUUUAGUUGAGUAAAACUUGCUAUUCAGAUACUUUUAAGACAACUGCAAUAACAGUAGGUCAUAUUGGAGGCGUAACUUGUCAAUGGUAGUGAGUAGAGAAGGUACAAUAUAGUAUGCUAUAUCAAGCAAUAAAUGAUUGCGUUUGCAAAUGAGUUGUGCCUAUUGUGAUUGCCUUCCAGUGUUAUGAAAACAGACUGAGCCAGCAUGUUGAGUAAUAUGAGCCCUAUGACAGUUUAGGGAGACAGAUAUAAUGGAUUAGGUCAGUGGUUAGACAUUUAGUUAAAUGUGUUGCCCCGGCUUAUACAGGUUAACUAGGUACUGUGCUACUCAAGGCGGAGAUAAGCCAUUUUUAAAGGCAGAUCCCCGUGUUCCUGACAUUCAGCCCGCUUAAACUGGUAGUAUGCUAAACACCCGUUAAAUGCUGGGAGUCACCAAAACUAAACAUUCUGUAUGUGCUGUAACAUCAGGUGAUAAUAUCUAGACAUUAUGGUAUCAAUCUAGUGAGAAUGUCCACAGGUAGGUUUCAGGGGGGUGUCGUCUUGUCCAGCACCCUCUAAGGUGCCGAGAGUCUUAGGUAGGGUUGGUGCUUGUGGUUUGCGGUGAUUCAAGCUCGCCCCUCCUGUUGCUGCUCCAGUCUUUCAGCCGAUGCCCCUGCGGUGUUCGCUAUUUGCUCUUGGACUCAGUCCGUUGCAAGGCGCAGCGUUGCGCGGUGUGUGGGGUGCUUCCCCCGCUUUGGGGUCGCUGUGAAGCCGGGUGUCUGCUACCUUGCGCCCGAGGUCUUGUGGGGUCUUGGGUCUUUCUGGGAGAGCUGGUGCUGUGGGCGCUGUGAGGUGACGGUGGGUUUCGCCAUUUGCCCCCUGCAGCCUUCUGCUUAUGUGGCUGAGGUGUUUGUUGUGGUGUGUGGCUGCAUAGGGUCCCACUCCGGUGCUGCAGUUGGUGCUUUGUACUCUUUCGCCGGUGAGGGUGGCGUGUGUUGUUCGCACCCCGUGUGGCUCUGGGCCCAGUUUGGGACCCGCUCAGUUGCUCCCUGGUCUGUUGCUCUUUAGGGCGAGGGGCUCUGUCUGCUUGUCUUGUUAUGGAUGAAUUAGCUGUGGUGCUGCCCAUUGGUGACAUUGGAGGCUGUUGUCUGACCUCUAGUCUAGCCCAGAACUGCUUGCAUAUGGCCUCAAAUCUGGUUUGAAAGUCAAUUGCCCAUUCGCUGGGGGUAUGCCGUGUAUCUAUGGCCUGGCCUUUUGUCUCGUGUUUGUCAGCAGUCUGUAGGUUGGUACCUGAUUGCAUCUGGCCUCCAUGCUGUGCUUGCGUUGGUGAGGGUCGUUCAGGUGCGUCCGCCAUCUUGGGAGGCUCACCAUCCCUACAUCUUUUUCGCGGUAAACCAGCUGGGGCCUGCUUUGAUGUCUGCUGCGGGGCGUAGGGGACCGGGAUGACCCCCACCAGUCUAUAGGGGGGGGAACGGGGUCCCAUGCCGAAAAUAGUCUCGCACUGUGGCCGAGGGACAGCGGCUGUCUCUCCCGCGUUAUCCAUGUGCGUCUCGCUUCAGAUUAGCCCGUCGGGCCUAUCCGUGGUUCUGUCAGGGUCAGGUGCAAGAUUUGGGUGUCGAUGUGUGCCCCUUCGGAAGCGGACCGGCCCCCGGGUCUCGGUGGGUUAUUCUCGGCAGGCAGAUUGUCACAUAGGCGAUGUUUAUGGGCCGAUUUGUCGGAGCCGUGAGAAUGCACGUCCGGCCAUUUUGGCUGUCAGGCCCCGCCCCCAAGUCUGAAGCAUUUCUGAGCAAGACGACACAUAGAAUUCAAAGCGGAGUUGUGAUACAAGGGUUAAAGCGACAUGAGUGCAGAUAAGACACAGGAUUGUUAGAAAAUAGACACCAUUUUUGCAGAGGGUCAUAAAUAUCUUUCUGAAGAGUAGAGUGUGGGGGGAGAGAGGGAGAAGAAUUUUAUAUACCAAGAGAUAGAUAGAUAUAUCUUGGUAUCCAAAUUAAGUAAAUGUGGCUGGAAGUAUGCAUAUCUUCUAGUAGUGCUGAUUGUGGCAUUUAUGUGUUGCCAACUGAGGAAAAAUGAUUAAGUGUGCCUUGUAUUAUCUCUGUUUGAAGUCUCCUUUGAUUCAAACAAAGGUUGGGAACCGCUAACUGAUUUUACUGUUUGCAUUUGUGAAGUAAAAUAAAAUCCUUAAAAUUGAAUUGUAAUGUCCCAUCAAAUGUAGAGAUGGUAAAUAUUCUGGUUGCCUACCAAAAGGUGGCACAGAUAUAAUUUUAUGUACAUUAGAUGCAAAUGCUUACAGUUGCAUCUACUAUAUAACUAAUGGAAUUUACCAUCAAAAAACUGUUUAAUUUUUACUUCAUAGUGUUUCAUUUAAAGUCAUCUCAAUACCAGGUGCUUAAUAUUUUUUUUCUCACUUAAUCUGGAGUGUUGGCUAGUAACACUGUCUGCUAGGCACUCAAGUAUUAAUAAACAACCAUAACAUGGUCACCUUUUGGACCCAGUGGGCGAAUGACCUUCUACGCUGUCACACAUUCAGUGGCAAGAAAAAGUAUGUGAACCCUUUGGAAUUAGUUUUUCCCUUUGGAUUAGAGGCAGUCCACAACAACAGUGAUAUGCACCAACACUUGACAGAAAGGCAGGCAGGCAAUUAGAUUGAUUUAGAAGUUAAGCUCCUUCUAAUACUCCACAGUAUAAAACCAUACACAAACCCCAAAAAGGUAUCCAUCUUGUUCCAUACUUAGACUAUUGGCUCCUCACAGCUUUCUUUACGAGAAAAACUUCUACAGGAUAUAGGUUAAGAGACAUCUCAAAAUUCCUGAAAAUCAUCAAAUCACAGAGAGCUCAAACCAGUGCAAUUGGCCCUCCUGAGUUUAAGUAAACCUCUUUAGGGACAUCAAAUUCAAGUCAGAUUGGAAAAUGUGACCACAGUUCCAUAUCUACACAGGCAAAGUGGUACUCUGUCUACCUCACUGGCAAGGUUGUGUACCAAAGUGAUGCUUUGAGGACCAGUUAGCAAGGGGUCCAAAUCUGGAUCCACCAAAGGGCAAGCUAUUUGAGCAAUUGGCCAUUCUCAGUAUCUUCUUGCGCCAUUUAAUUUUGCUCUCCCUAAGUUAAAGUGGUAAUCAAGAUGUGGACUCCUUGCUCGCUGUGCCUAGAGGGGUAUCGGCUAUACCUCACUGACGAGACAUGGCAAGGCUAAAAUGAUCGUCUGGGAUUGCUGUAUUCCUCAUGGAGAGACGGCCUGCAUUUUGGAUCUGGACCACCCUUUUUGGUGGGAUCAGUCUGAUGUGCAAAUGUCUUAGGUUUUCUCUGUAAUGACACAAGAUGAGCUGAGAUCUGAGCAGGGACUCACCAGAGGGCAAGCUAUUUGAACUGUUGUCUGUUUUCUUUUUAUCCUCUUGCACCAUGUUUUUCUUUUUCUUUCUUUAUUUUAUGCUGUAGUGUCCUGCUUUCUAUUGUGGUGCCCCCCUGCAGUGUGGGGAUUUGAAGGGGGAGUAUUGCUAACCUUUCAGCCCUUGCCAUACUAGUGUUCAUCCUACUGCAUUGCAUUGAGAUGAAGUGGUCUUUGGUGCCUAUAGUCUUUUUGUUCACAAACACACCCUUUUCUGUUUACCAGAGCCAUUCUGGAAUCCCAUAGUUAGUAUUUAUUUACUUUAGAUACAUCUGCAGAUUUAUUUUUUGUUGUUGUUUUUAUUUUACUUUAUUUAUUGUUAUGCUUUGUAUUUGUUUUAUUCAUGAUAUAAUGUUGUUUUUAUUUUUUCAUUUUAUACAGAACUGACAGUCGUCUAUGUGUGCGGCAAACUGUUCUCUAUUCAAUCAACUCUUCUUCUGCCACUCCACAGAGAGUUGUCCAAAAUGUAGACAUAAUCAAUCCAGAUGUUUUCUGCAUUCAAGCAACAAACUGUAUGUACUUGUAUUCCUAUACUAAAGAGACACUGCUAGUUCUUCUGUUGUGGUUAACUUUUCUUUUAUUUAGAAUACUUACCAGGAGAUCAGAAUUCCAAUCUAAAGAAGCAAUAUUAUUUUUUGUAAUUAUAUAAAAGGCAUUAAUCAAAUUUCAUUGUCUGGAGUAAGAGUCCAUAUGAGUAGCUGACUGAUGUAUCCAUAUCAAACCUUGCUCGCCAUAGAUGUCUUGAAGGAUAAACUUCAAGAUGCACACAAUGGUUACUCCAUCUUUUGGUAGACUCUGUGUGAGCUAAAGAGCACAGAAUACAAAUUGGAUACAAAGCAGAAACAAAGCAAUGUUCAUUAGAUUUCAGUACACUUAAAGGUUAGCAAAGAGUCAUGGGAUGUGUAGUUCUUUAACACCAGGGGAUCUACUUUAGAUAUAUGUUUUUAAUUCCUUCAUAGUCUGGGAAGGGUUGAGCAUCUUAAAUGGACUGGCAUAAUGAGAAGACUGUGUGCUGCAUACUAAUUUGUGUAAAUAGUGUUUGGCUUUAUUUUGCUUUUAUUAUUGUGCAUUUGUUUGUCCCGGAAUGUAUUGUAAAUAUCUGUUUAUUAAAAGCAGGAGGCAUUGUAUAAGAAAGACAUACAGUGUAAAUAUUUAUUGUUUGCACAGGUAUCUCUGGGAUUUGUGUGGCAUUAGCAAAAUUGAUAUUGGUCCAAAACACCUUUUUACACUUUAGAAAGACAAGUUUCUGAUUUAGUAUAAAACAUUGACAGGGCGUGAAAACCAUGCAGGUUUUUUUUCUCAGGAGAUUUUAGAGCUUCCCCACCCUCCUCCUGAGAAAAUGAGCUCUGAAAAAGAGUUACCAAAUAAAUAUUUAGUUUUUAAAAUAAACAUUUAUUUGUCCAGAGUCUAAACAAGAAGAGAUAUAUACGAGUCAUGAUGUGUUGAAUAUAAGAUGUAAAUAUUAACAUUUAACCUAUUUCAAACGAUGUGAUAGCUCAGCCGAUAUCACAGGUUUCCUUCCAUGCAUAGUCAACUGAGCUUCUCACUUGUCAGAAUUCAAUCAGUUCAUUACUACUUAAUUAGCUAAUAACAUCUAGACUCCAGCAUGUACUUGGAACUUAAAAAGCUUAAAACAUAUCUGUCAGAGGUUAGAUAGCAGUGUAAACGUUAUCAAUGGGUUGCUCCUUGUAUUCAAUUCUGAACAGUUUUUUUUUUUGUUUUUUUUUUAAAUUUGCAUUGUACACCUGUCUGUCUUUGCACAGCCAGAUAUAUCAUACUUUUUCAUUUUACUCCCAUGGUAUGCAUUGAAAUGGAUUGCAUGAGAACCUAGAGCAUCACAUGGUGCCCUGAUAACAGAGGUCCGAUGGAGAGAGAGAGAUCUAUUUUUAUUUAUGUUUUAGUUAUGUUUAUUGUGCUACGUAUGCCACUAAGAACUUCAGUAGUGUCUGCUCUGUAGAAAGAGUAAGGAAUUUUAAAGCUGGCCACGUUAUUCACCAAACUCCAAAUUGUAACUCACUCCAACUCUACUAUAGUUAUAGCUUGGCUAUUGUAGUCUCACAUUUGCUAUUUCAAUGUUAAGUUUAAUGAAUAACCCAUAAAUGUAUUUACUUUAAGUAAAAUAAUAAUAUUAAAGUAGAGGUAUACAGAUCUAAACGUUGAUAGAUUUACUAUGCUUAAUACAUGGUGAUUGGUUAGUUAUCCUUCAUACACCUAUAUAUAUGCUUUACAUGGUGUUUGCCUUUUCUUCCCUUAGAUGAGCCAGGGUUGUCCUUUAUUACUCCUGAUGUUCCAUCAGAGUCUAACUUUGAUAGUCUGUUGAAAGAGUUUGGAGGAAAUGUAUUUAAUAAUGAAGAGAACACUGCAAAUUUUGUUGGCUCCACUCAAGCACGCACAGCUACAAGAUACGAGGUAAAUAUGUGUGUAUUUUCAUAUUGUGCAGGCCUGUGGAGUGCACAAGCCCUAUGGUUACACAGGUCCUUUGCAAAGAUGGAGGGUACCGUGACAAUUCUGCACUCUCACAGUAUGUAUAGUGAAAAGUGUGGCAAUAGCUUAACUACGACAGUCCACUGUGUCCCUGCUCAGAAAGCAAUCUGCUAUAUGAUUAUCAUCUGACAUGAUACACUAAAGAGGUAGCCAACAAAGAAAUAUUGCAUUGUGAGGUGAGUUAUUAUUAUUAUUAUUAUUAUUAUCAUUUAUAUAGCGCCAACAGAUUCCGUAGCGCUUUACAAUAUUAUUAGAGGGGGGGAUUUAACUAUAAAUAGGACAAUUACAAGAAAACUUACAGGAACCAUAAGUUGAAGAGGACCCUGCUCAAACGAGCUAACAGUCUAUAGGAGGUGGGGUAUAAAACACAUUAGGACAGGAAAUACCAGUCAAAUUAAGUGGGAGUGAAGCAGAGCUGGAGGAGAGAGUAGAGUGCUGCCCUUUAGGAGAGAGCAAGAGCAUUUUGUGUACUCAAGAAUGCCCAAAGUGCAUGUACACAAACAUGUCUGGUGCCUAGUUCAUUCAUUAAAGUAACACUAUAGGGUCAGAAACACAAACAUGUAUUCCUGACCCUAUAGUGUUUAACCCACCAUUUAGGAGGCUGGCCCCUUCCCUUUAAAAGCAAUUAUAACAUACCUUAUUUACAGCGCCGCGCUGGCCCCGCCCCAAAAUAUGCCUCAUUAUUAGUAACAUCAUCAGAAUUGCUGGACAUUGGCAACGAGGUGGGAUGGGGCCAGGGCCAAACAUCAUUUUGGCCACUCAGCACCUCCUCAUAGAUAUGCAUUCAAUCAAUGCAUCUCUAUGAUGAAAAUUCAUCGUCCCAAUGCAGAGCGUGGAGAUGCUGAAUGGCAGGGCUGCUUACUGUGCAGCCCUGAGCCAGGAAGCUUCUCCACUGGCCAUCUGAGGAGUAGCCACUUGGCAGUGUCCCUAGAGGGGAUAUAAACACUGCCUUUUCUUUGAAAAUGCAGUGUUUGCAUAGAAAUGCCUGAAAACAAUGAUUAUACUCACUAGAACAAAUACACUAAGCUGUAUUUGUUGUGUUGACUAUAGUGUCCCUUUAACUGGUAAUGCCAUAAACUGAGACACACCACAUAAAAAGACUGAGAUCCUCCUCAAAUACCUUUUAUUUAUAAGUCCUUAGAAAAUGAAAACAUCUCAUAACCCCUACCAUAAACAAAGUGCUUUGGCAACGCAGGUAUCUACAAUAUUGACAAAAUGAAAAGGGAAAAAAAAGUUUAAGAUUAAUAAUGUGCUGAAUCAAAAUCUCUCUAUUUUACUAAAGUGAAUUUAAAAUGUAAGGGUUGAAUAACUGAAUGCAUAGCUUGCUUAGAGAAAUUUUCCAGGUCAGCUAUUUUGAUCCUAAAGUUGAAAUUCACUUUGAAUUUCCAUUUUAGUGAAUAAGCCUGUCAAAUCUCUACAACAUAAUACAUGAUUUUGGCUACAUUACUGAUAUCAUCUGAAAAAGCAAGUUGGUGAUAAAAAUGUUGAGAGGGAGAUUUGUUUACAGUAUUACACAAAUAAUGAGCAGAUAAACCAUCAGAACGGAGUACUCCUCUCUGAACCAGGAAAGGAUACUUUAAAUGUCGUUAUUAUUGCAGUUGAUUAAAUAUAUGUUUAUACAAUAUAAUGCAUUGUACAAGUCUUUACAUUUUCAAUUUUCAGUUUAGAAUUCAGUAAUGAUUUUCAUUUUUACUUUACAUAGUAUGGAUCACCGAUCUUAACUUCCGACUCUUUCUUUAAACUUCCUACUCCACUGGGUACCAACGCCUGCACAGAUAAUAGUCCUAUAGGUAAGAUUUUGUACUUUCUAUUACUUAAAACUGAACAAUAAUUCAUACCAUCCUGGAUUUGUAAGAAUAAAAAUCCACUCUGAUGUUUCCAAAGAGAUUUUUCUGGAUAAAGUUGUCCAUGCCUUCCUGUUGGUAGUCUUAUAACCUAGUCUUGACCCAAGUUUGAAUGAUCACAACAUUCUCAUUCUGCUUUACAAUAUAGUGCAAGCUACUGUGGUUAUCUAAAUGUAAGAAACACAUCACAGUAAUGGAAUCUGAUAAGUAGUAGGUUAGAAAACAGGAAAAAGACUAUGGCACAGCUAAAGAAUUGGGCUCCUUACUGCCAAACAUGUUUUAGUUUUUUUAGGCCAAAUUAAGUGACAUCAUUCCCAAUCUAUCUCCUAUCACCUUCCUCAUGCUUUGUUCCUCUUCUCUUUACACAUCCAUUGGUGGUUGCUCCCUCUCCGGGUCCGGGGGUGUGAUACACAUUGAGCACAGUCUAGUCCCACAUGCAAUACCCCAAACAGCCCCCACACACUACCAAACACACACUGUGACAUAUCCAUCCACACACACACACACACACAAUUCCACAAGCAGCCCCAAUACACAGCCCACAUUCAUAUGUAUCGUACACAAUACCAUAAACUACUCAUGAAUAUAUUCAAUAUAAUAGCUCAUAUACUCAGGGCCGUCUUUAAUGCGGGGCAAACUGGCCAGCUGCACCGUGAGCCCUGCUGGCCUAAACUAUUUCUAACCCUCUGGCCGGUAAUCCGCACACUAAGGAGGCCCACUGGGUGGCCCAUGCACAAAGGACCACAGCGCGAGUGGACCCCUUGCUUUUCGGCAGCAGGCUGGGAGGAAGUGACGGCCGCGCAUCACUUCCUCCCACAAAGAGAGGAGCACGCGGGAAAGAAGAGUAGGCAGAUUGGAGGGGGACUGGCCGAGAGCGCUAGACCCCAACUCCCAACACCUUCAGCCACCAGCAGGAAAGGUAGGAAACUGGAUUUGGGUUUUAAAGUGUAUGUCUUUGUCAGUAUGUCUGUCAGUGUGUGUGUGUGUUAGUAUGUCUGUGUGUGUGUGUGUCAGUAUGUCUUUGUGUGUCAGUAUAUCUGUGUGUGUGUCAGUAUGUUUGUAUGUCAGCAUGUCUGUGUGUGUGUCAGUAUAUCUGUGUGUGUGUGCGCAUUUCAGUGUGUAUAUAUCUCUGUGUGUGUGUAUAUGUGCAUACAUCUCAGCAUUCACACAUUAACACUACACACAAAUACACCCCUGCAUUCAAAUUUCAACACUACGUACAAACAAGUCUGUGUUACACACCAAAAUUAUAUGUAAAUACACCCCUGCAUUCAAAAACCAACACUACACAAAUACAUGCUUGCAAUCACGCCAACACCACAUACAAACAUAUUCCAUACAAAAACCUGUUUACCUUCAAACACACAAAAACUGCUUAGUGUUAAAUACAGACCUGCAAACAUGGGUAAAUGGUAGAGCCCCAGCUGUCAAUGCAUUUCUGGAGUUGCACAACAGAUGGGGAUCUACCUUUUAAUCACCCGUGCAACAGGGAGACCCCCAAAAAUUCUUGCACCUCUCUACUUUAGGUCCGCCACUGCCUUGAGGUGGACAACGUGAUUGCAUGCCUGGGGAGGGGGGACAGGGUCCAGGGGGCCCCAAGCAAAUGCUUUGCUCAGGGUCCAGUCACUAUUAAAGACGGCCCUGCAUAUACGCACAAAUACAACGAUACAAAGCAAUUACAGUAAAAAUAACACAAGCAGAAUAUGGCAGCAUAUACCACUCGAUUUAAAAAAUAAAAAUAGGACCGGCACGCUAUGGGACAUCACAAUCCUAUAUCGGCACAGUGCUGCUAAAAGGUUGCCUACCCCUGAUCUAGUCAUUUGUGGUCCAGAGACGCUAAUCUUGCUAGACCUCCACUGAGAUUUGUGUAUCCCACCUUACUCCUGUGUUUACCUGCCUGGAUAGGCACCUGCGAGUACCACUCAAGUUGCUACUGAAAAAUUGACAACUACACAUAAGUAAAUGGAAAACUUUCCUUUAUUGUGGUUUUAUGCAGAAUCUUCUUGGGAAAAUAUUGUUCUCUUCAUUGAGACCUGUGUGUUUCUCUUUCUGAGAAUUAGGAAGUUGGAACCUGCGAUUCCCAGAUUUUCUAUUGACCUUACUGUUUAACUGACUCUGCACAUAUAUCUUGUCUGGUUUACAAUAAAAAAAAGAUAUUUACAAAAAAACAAAAGAAAAGUGGCGGCAUCAGACGGGGUUGGAAAUUAUGAUAGAAUCUGCCACAACAGUUACGCUGGUUAGAUUCUAGUACAGAAGCCAAAAUGGGCGUAAAACAGUGGUUCCCAAACUUUUUAGGUUCAAGACUCCCUUAAUAUUUCAGUAUUUUUCCAAGGCACCCCAAGUCAAAAUGUCUAGGUUGUAUAUCUGUACAGCGCUGCAGCAUUUACUGGCACUAUAGUGUAAUGUACAGUAUUGGUGUUUGAAGGGGUGCUUGUAUAUAGUUAUUGUGUUUUAUUACAGGGGUGUGUUUGUAUGUAAUGUUUGUGUUUAAUUGCAGGGGUGUUUCUAAAAGUGUCUUUUAAAUGCGGAUGUACAUUUGUCUGAAGAAUUUGUGUUUGAGUGAAGGAGUGUGUUUGUGUAUAUAUAUUUUUUAGUUUGAAUGCAGGGGUGUGUGAAUGUAAUAUUUGAGUUAGCUUGCAGGAGUGUGCUUGUAUGUUGUGCUGGUGUUUGACUGCUUGGAUGUAUGCACAUACACUACUGCAUGUAUGCAUGCAUGCAUACAUACAUACAUACAUACUUACACGGAUAUUCAUGCACAUUAACACACAGAUGCAUAUAAAUACACCUACACAUACACACAAAUUCAUAAGGACACCGACACUGACACAUACAUAUAUAUAGAUAUACACCAACAUAUACACACACGCACCCUGACACACACAAACAUUGAUACAUGCCCACACUAUGACACAGAUACACACACUGACAUAAAAACACACACUCGUACACACACUAAUACUCACACUCAUACUCACACACAUACAUGAAAAGCCACCCAUAUAAAGCAAACAUUAAAGCAGAUUGAUGCUCCAAAUCAAGAUAGUGAAUGCAAUUUUGCCACAUCACAUCACAGAGAGCAUUAUGCUUACCUUCAGUUGUCUAGGUUACAACUGUGCACCAAAUCCCAUGCAGCAGGUAUUAUCAUUGAACAUAUUUUGUUUUGCUUGAGAAAAGACACAGGGAUACUUAGUAUUUUUGUUUCCAAAUGAUUCAAUACUGUUAAAACACCUACUAAAUUAUUUAUCUACAACCAUUCCAUAGAUUUAAAUGGUUACCUCUGUAGAUAAAUCAUUUGGAAAGUUUGUCUUUUUUUCUAACAGUAUUGAAUAUUUCGGAAAGCUAAUUCACUUGAGGUCUUGUUAGGAAGGGUGACACUAAAAAGACAUGGACAUGUAUAAUCAUGCUUCAGUUUUUCUCCUAUUCAAUGUUUAGCUCUUUUUUUGUUUACCUGUUCACAGGUUUCCUCAUGAGUCAAGAUUUCAAAUGUAGUCGAAACACAACGAUAACUCCAUGUCCUACUGUAUUAUCUCUUAGGACAUACACAGAUGUUGGCAUUUUGACUGUAAGUAUGCAGGAAGUGCCUCACUCAAUAGUCUGAUGUCUUUAAGCAUAAUUCCAAAUAUAUACUUGUCAGAUAAAACACAUGUAUUUGUUUAUUUAUUACAGGUGCCAAAUUCUCAAAUUGUGGUAAGUACAAGAUGUUUGUUUAUUGUCUUAUUUUAUUCUUUUGCUUUAAGUCAAGAUCAAAUAACAGUUUUACAGCAGGAAAAGUAAGUGCACAUGUCAAGUAUCCACUUGACAUCAUUUUCUUUUUUAAAUUUUAAAAUGUAAACAACAUAGUCUAAUUAGUUAUUAGCAUUUUUUUAUUUUUUAUUAUUACUGUUCACAUUAAGAUUACUGCAUCAUCGUGCCAGCUAGCAGCAAGUGCCCUCUGAGUAGAGUUAUUUUGCUGAACCACUUUAGAGCAGUGGUGGUAACCCUAUUUAUAGGAUGUGAAAGAUAAAAAAAAUUCCUUUGGAAGACACUGAAAGGAGGUCCUUUAACCUGUUCUGAUAGUGGAUUACUUUUUGUAAUUAAAGUUGUUGUUUUUUCCAAUAUAAAACAAGGUCACAGUAGUAAACACAGAUAAAGAGCAUAGACCAAAGUAGGCAUUAAACCACAAAUUUAGUUAAAACAUGUAUUGAUAGAUAGUUUUGGACAAGUCUUCCACGUGGAGACAUGUUGCCCUCAAUUCAUAAACUCUCCAUCAGAGAUCAGUUGGUGUCUUGUGCAUUCUGAGCAAUUUGACAGGUAUAGCAUACAAUUUAGACAUACUUUUGUACAUUUGUUCUUGGUGUGUAACACAAAUGGAAACCUUAGAAGCCGCCUCCAACUGUCCUCCCUCAGCGUACCUUUCUGAACCGGUAUCUCAGUCCCACAGUAAGUAGCCAGUUUUCAAAUGGUUUUACACUUACUUGAGUCAUUGGGUGUCUCCUGUCUGGCCCUCUCCUCAGAUAAACCUAAAGCAUGACGUAUAUACAUUUCUUCUCUGUUUUGGAUGGAGCUUUGUCCCUGUUGGAAAUUUCAGGCUGUCAGUCAAUUCGGCGGUAUUGAUACACUAAUGCAGAAGUAAGGACUUUCACUUUACUGAAAUUUGGAGUGGGAGCUGCUCCAAGGUAAAUGUUAAAAUGGUUUGACUGCUAACCUUGGGGGACAGCAGGAGAGUGAUCCUUUAACUUUUAAACUACUACAUAAAGACAUGAAAAACUUUUUCCUAGGGGGUCAGAGCUUGACGACAAUGCUGGAUGGUCGCACGGCAGAGGAACUCCUCUGAUUUUUGCAAACUUUGUCAAGAAGGCCUUUUUAAAAAAUAGUUUUUUCGAAUACACUAACCUGCUGGGGCAUCUGUAGGUGACUGCAGGGUGCUACAAAAGCAGCAUGCCUAAGAAUCGCAAAAUUCCUCAAUAUCAGGGACUUCUGUUCUGGGCUAGGGAAAAGGAAGAUCCCUCGACAGAACUUUUAUCUAGUUAAAAGACUAGUUAAAGGCCCACUAUAGGCACCCAGACCACUUCAUUUCAUUGAAGAGGUCUGGGUGCCAGGUUCUCCUAGUUUUAACCCUGCAGCUGAAAAUAUAGCUGUUUUCUUGAGUAAUGCUUUCCUAUGGGCGGGUUUGAAUGCACACGCGCCUCUGGCCACGCAUGCGCCUUCGGCUCCACUCGAAAGCUGACGGCAGGGGAGGAGAAUUCACCAGCACCGGGCUCCCGCUGGAUUAAGGUAAGUGGCUGAAGGAGUUUUAACCCCUUCAGCGCCGAGGGAGGGGGGCACUCCAAGAGCCUAUAGUGCCAGGAAAACAGGUUUGUUUUCCUGGCACUAUAGGAUCCCUCUAAGCCAGCCAGCAACAAUAUGCUUACCUCUUUCAGACCAGCUGGCUGAGGAGCGACACCCUUGGGCAAUUUAGCAAGCACUCCCCUCGUCUCUCAGAAGAUUCGCUUUCGUGGGCUAGGAGUCAACUGCGGUAGAUACCCCACACCCUCGUAGGGUCUUGCGGUUUCCGGUAGAGGCAUUGUCUACCUCGGACACAGCAACCCGCCACGAACAGUGCUCUGGACUUUACCCAAGUUCAGGACAGUGGGGAUAUGGUGACAACUCUUGUGCAGGCCUGGGACUGGUAUGAUGCGGUUACAGGAUUCCGAGAUGGCUACAACAGACAGCUGACCAUGCAUAGGCCAUUACCUAGCAGGAUCAUGGGUUAAUACCGUUUUAUUUAGUGCCUUCAGCUUAGCCUUUGAUUUGUUCAGCCUUUUGUUUUUCCUAUUCAUGCUAUCAAGCUUACUUGUUCUCUCUUAGCAAAAUGUGUGCUCCAAGUGGCAUAUCUUGCGGUCAUACGCUUUCUCUGUUUUAGUUAGAUACCACCACCUCUAAGUCUCUCCAAGGUGCAAAUUAAUUGUUUUAUUCUUGUUGUUUACUUUGCCUAUAUUAUCUUACAUAUCUUUCAUUCCCUGCUUCUUAUGGCAACCUACUCCUAAGUACCUGUGACUACCCUACCCGUUCAUGUUCUGGGUGGUUAGAUCUAAGUGGAUGAGAUCAAAGUGUGGCUAUGUCUAAAUUGUUCAGUUGCUCAAGAAACUUUUUCCUGAAAUUGUGCAAUUCUCUCAUACAUGCAUGUAUUAAUGCAGAUGUUAUCACUUAUAUGAUAUUCAAUCUAUGUAUUUAUCGCAUAUUCUGUGUAAUUAUUACCGUCACCACAAUAAAAAAGGAUUUACAAAAAGAAAAACUUUUCCUAAAAGGUAGUUGGGGGAAUUAUAAGUGGUUCUGAUGUUUCAACAACUAAAACUCCUUCCCUAACACAAGUAAUAUUUUUGUAUUUUAGAUUAAUGUUACAGUAACAUCUGUUACUCUGAAAUCACUAAAUGGUACUCUCACACCAGGAAGUAUUGCUGAUUUGGAUAACACUACACAAAAUUGCAGCUGGGUGGUUUUGGAGGUAAGUUCUUUAUGUUUAUAUUUUUGUAUUUGUAAUUUUUAAUUUUUUUAUAGGUAUGAACAAUCAUAGCUCAAAAAUUCAAGUCCCAUACUACUACCAAGGCCUUCAUUUUACUUGCAUACUAAUAGAUGGUUAUAGCUCAAUAUUCAAAUUACUCAAGCACGGCCAAGUUAUCUCUGUUGCACCUUACCACCUGUUGAAGGGAUACUACAAUCAUUACCAGUGUGAGUCAAAAUGUGUACUUCCGCCCACACACAAACUAAAGUUGGCCAGUCAUGGUACACACAUGUUUAAAUUAAAAGUAAAUUAAAUGCCAUCUAUACAUGGUGUUAGCAGAUAUAAUAGUAAAUGUAUUGAUUAGAAAAAAGAACCCGUUUUAAAAAUAGGCACAUCCCACACAUCAGGUCUUUGGCGUAGACCUCUAUCAUGAAGAACUGACUGACGGGAGAGCAGGAGAACCCUCCUUCAUGUGGUUCUCAUGCUUUCAAGCACAGCAACAACACUAUGGUUGAUAUGAUGAAUCUCUAGCCAAUACUUCGAGUUCUGGCUAGAGGAGACUAGGCACAGCGUGUCAGCAUCAUGGAGAAAGAUUGCCAAUCCUAUCACAUUGUGAGUAGGACAGAAAGUGUAACACCCACUGUAUCUUAUUGAUUAUACUCCCUUCUGUGCCCCUUGUCUUUAUAUUUAUUAUGUUUUCUUCUUUGUGCCGGAUCUCAAUACCUGGGCACUGCCGUUUUGUUCUCCUCUGUCCAGGAUGUCUACAGUUUGCCCUUUUGUGGGAUUAUUGUGACUGAUGGAUUGUAGGUAAAUUAUCUUUGCAACUCAAAAGAAACUUUGUUUUAAACUGCAGCCAUUGACACAAUUUGUCAAAGAUCAUGCUCCCUAUAAGAAAAAAAUAGUCCCUACAUUUUCUUAUGUUUAACAAAACUAAGCGGAAUUUAUAAAAUCAAAAACAAAGAGAAGGACAAAUAACAAUUAAGUUGAAACUAAAACUUACAAAGUGACAGUGCUACUUUAAUGGACAACUGUCAUCAAAUUUUUACUUCUUGUUUUAUAAAACUGAAUUAGAUUUAAAGAAGCUUAAUAAUUUCUAUUGAUAACAUUUUCUAAAAAUAAAAAACUUUUUUUGCCUAACUUGCCUGCUGCUGCAGGCUCACACAGUUAGGUUGAGCAGCAGCUGGUCAGAUACCAAUAGUAUACAUAAUCCUUAAAAAAAAAAAAAAAGUUAUUAACCCCUUAAGGACCAAACUUCUGGAAUAAAAGGGAUUAAAGGACCACUAUAGACACCAAGACCAGUUCAGCUCAAUGAAGUGGUCUGGGUGCCAGAUCCCUCUAGUUUUAACCCUGCAGCUGAAAACAUAGCAGUAUCAGAGAAACUGCUAUGUUUCAAUGAGGGUUAAUCCAGCCUCUAGUGGGUGUCUCACUGACAGCCUCUAGAGGCUCCUCCGCAAUUCUCCCUUUGAAAAAUCACAGUGAGAAGACGCUGAACGUCCAUGGGAAAGCAUUAAGUAAUGCUUUCAUAUGGGCUGUUUGAAUGCGCGUGGCUCUUGCCGCGCAUGCGCAUUCAGACCUGACAUUGACAGGGGAUGGAUAGUUCCCCAGCACAGAGGGAGCCCGGCACUGGAGAAAGGUAAGUGGCUGACAGGAGGGGGGCCCUGAGGGUGGGGGGGACAUAAUGACCUUUUAGUGCUCCUUUAAGUAUUGUUUAAAUGUAAUGCAUUUUUUUUUUUAAAGCGUGAAGUGCAUGGAUGACAUUUGUCCUAAAGACUUUACAGUCUAAGUACAGUAUCAUUUAGAAAUAAGUAUUUUUAAAAUAUUAAUGUUAAGCUAUAUUUUUGAAAUAUAUUUAAAUAAUAUUUUUAAAUAAUUUUACUCCAUUUUUAUGCUAUCCCUUCCAGGGUAGUUACUUGAUGACAUAUACACAACAAGGUACAAUUACAAAUGUCACAGCUUCUUUCACCCUGGGAGCAAUCGACAGUUUGGUGCUUCCUCUACAGCAAAGUUUUCAAAUUCGUUUUACUCAGGUAUGUAAUGUAUUGUGAGAGUGUAUCUGUCAAAUCAGUGAUAAUCUGUUAGUCAUUGAGUGUAUGUGUGUCUGUCAAUGUUUGUAUGUCUGCAUGUGUGUCUGUCAAUGAAGGAGUGUGUGUUUCAUACCAGUUAGUCUGUGUCUGUCAGUGACGUCUUUGUUUGUCACUGAAUGUGUAUGUGUGACUGUUAGUUUGUGUCUGUCAGGUGUGUAUGUGUAUCUGAGAGUGUGUUUGUGUCAUUCAAUGAACGUGUGUGUUGGUUAAACAGUGUGUGAGACAAUGACUGUCAGUGGGUGUAUGUGUAUCUGAGAAUGUGUCUGUCAGUUAAACGGUGUGUGUGCCAAUAAGUGCGUGUAUGGCUCAGUAACAGUGUGUGUGCUUGAAAUGAUUAGGUCCGAAGAGGAAAAGAUGGCGCUUUAAAAGGAAAAAGUAGUGCCUAAAGAGGAAGGUGUGGGUCUUAAACAGGAUGAGGUGCGGCCUUGACAGGGAGGGAUGGGGUAAAUUUAGAUUAGGGGGUGCCCAGGUUUAGUCAUGCCUAGGGAAGCAUGAAACCAAAAUACACCACUUGGCACCACUUGUAUUAUUAACACUAUAGUUUUCCUUUAAGAAGGGAUGGAAAAAAUGACACAGAGAGAGCAGAGUAGCAAAUAUCAUUGAGGUGGUGCUUUGAAGUUAAUUUCACAAUAACAGAUGUAGUAAAAGAAUUGAGAACUAAAGUAGCAAUCGGUCAUUAGAGUAACUUGGUAUAUCUGAAAAACACUCACCAUCGUGAGUAAUUCAGAAAAACCUAUGUAAUUAUAGAAACAAGCCAAAAAUCUGUUCUGUUAAAUUAAAUUUCCAGUUCAGCCAGAUCCACUCCCAGGACACUGUAUAUAUGAGUCAACUAGGGGACAGGAGGAGGAAUUUGUCAUAUCAUGCAGCAUGCAAGAGCUAACCCAGUAAGAGGGGUGCAUAUGCAUGAAUAUUGCCAAAAGUUUAAAGGGUUACUCCAAACAAAAACCAGAGUAAGUAAAUUUAAACUUGAAACACAAUUUUAAACCAUAUCCAUUUGUGAAUUUGUGGUUACAUGGUUACAUAGCUGAAAGAGACUGGUGUCCAUCAAGUUCAGCCUUCCUUUCAUAUGUUUUUACUGUUGAUCCAAAAGAAGGCAAAAACCCAUGAAUCGGUUUUGCAUUGGGGCCCCAUGGAUUGUGUGUACGCUGCUGUUUGAAAGUAUUUAUCCAAUUGCUGUUUAAAACAUCUGUAUGGACUCUGAUAAAACCACCUGUGACGAGACCAAUCUCGCAACUGUGCAUUGGAGGAGCCUGGUUGCCUGCCUGCUGCCUUUAGACUAUGGUCCCAUGUUGAAACGCUUGAUUUUCCCCUGCAAAGACUCGAAAGCCGGGUCAUUCGGUACUUGCCCUAUUUGAACAGUGAAACCCCAGAUAGCUAUGCCAUGGAGCCCAUUCGUAUAACGAAAGAAUAUGCGAAAGCCUUUGGCUCCAUGGCAAUUGAACUAUAUAUAUGUGAUCUGAGCGCCAUUCAGUGAUAAUGUGCAUUCAGAUCUAAGCUAUCUGGGGAUAUGUUGAAUGUACCUGUUUUAUACAAUAGCUGCACAGUUAUAUAUCUUUAUGUAUUUUUUUUUACCUCUUUUAUACCAUGUGUUCAAUGGAGUUUUUUUUUUUGCCUCUUUUUUACCAUGUGUUCAAUGGAGUUUUGCCUCUGUCCUUGGAGAUAAUUGGAUUACUUCCCAAUUAUCUCCAGGAUAGAAGACUCUGUGGAACUGGUUUUGGGCAGAAAAGCCAUGCUUCAUUUGGUCACAAAGGACUUUGAUCUAUCUUUUGAACCACUGGACCAAUUUGGAUGAUUUUGACAUAUGUUUGUAUUUUGAGUAUGCUGAUUCUGAAAAUGUAAGUUGAAUGUGAUGUAUACUUUUAAAGUUACAGUACAUGUGUAAAAACUGUAUUUCUCUGCCUGUGAUAAUUACAUUAACCCAUUGUGUUCAGUAAUUAUAUCACAGGCAGAGGGGAGGAUUUUGUGUGGGAGUGUCUGAGUGUAUUGUACGUAUUGAUUGGCUGUUCUGCAAAACCCUGUGGGCAGUACUAUGUUUGUAAAAUGUGCAUAAAAGCAGAGUGUUUUAUUAAAAGCUUCAGUUCUACUUUACCCUCAAUUUGGAGUGCCGUCUCUUAUUGGGGGAAUCUGCUACAAGGGAUUGCUAUGCUCUGCAUAUUCCCUUGCUCUAAUCACUCCUAAGCUCAUGUAAGAGCUUGUUCCUGAUUCGCUCUGAAGGAAGAGAGGUACGGCCUAGAGUGGUUAUGGUGUCUACUAGAGUGCUUGGAGCCGUCAUGAAGCGCUAGGAGCAUCCUUCAACGGAGGUACCCAGUCGGGUUGCCAGGUGAUCCGUUACACCACCUCUUCAGGCAGAGAAUUCCAUAUCCUUAUUGUUCUUACUGUAAAAAUAAACUUUUCUUUGCCUUAGAUGAAAUCUCCUUUCUUCCAGCCUAAAUGUGUUACCUUGUGUACUAUGUAUAGCCCUGUUUAUGAAUAGAUUUCCAGAUAAUGGUUUGUACUGGCUCUGAAUAUAUGUAUAAUGUUAUCAUAUCCCCUCUAUGGUGCCGUUUUUCCAAACUAAAGAGAUUAAAAUUUUUAAACUUUCUUCGUAAAAAUGCUCCAUUCCUUUUAUCAAUUUUGAAGCUUGUCUCUGCACUUUUUCUAGUGCCAGGAUAUCCUUCAGGUGCCCAAAAUUGCACUGCAUAUUCAAGGGUUAGUCUUACCAGCGAUUUAUAAAGAGGCAAAAUUAUAUUUUCAUCCUGAAGAUUUAUGCCCCUAUUUAUACAUGACAAAACCUUACUGGCCUUAGCAACUGCAGAUUGACAUUGCAUAUUGCUGCCUAAUUUGUUGUCUAUAACAAUUCCCAAACCCUUCUCGUGUGUGAAUAUCCCUAAUUCACUACCAUUUAGGGUGUAAGUUGCUUGUGCAUUUUUGACCCCAAAGUGCAUAACUUUGCAUUUCUUUACAUUAGAUUUCCUCAGACAUUUUAGUGCACAGUCCCCAAUCUAUCUAAAUCCCUCUGCAGCAAAGCAAUAUCCUGCUCACAUUUUAUUACUUUAUAAAGUUUUGUGUCAUCUGCAAACUCUGAAACAUGGCUUUCAAUGCCUAUUUCAAGAUCAUUUAUAAAUAUGUUAAAUAGAACCGGUCCCAAAACAGAACCCUGAGGGACACCACUUACCACUUUUGUCCAGCCUGAAAAUUAACCAUUAAUGACAACUCGUUAUAUCCUUAAGCCAAUGUUCUACCCAAGAACAAGAAUAUUCAUCUAGACCAAUUUCUUUUAGUUUGAAGACUAACCUAUUGUGAGUAACCGUAUCAAAUGCUUUGGCAAAAUCCAAGUAGAUCACAUCCACUGCAACACCAUGAUCUAUACUUCUACUUACUUCCAAGUAGAAUGCAAUUAGGUUAGUUUGACAUGACCUAUGUUUCAUAAAACCAUGCUGAUUAUUGCUAAUAACAAAGUUCUUCCCAAUGAAUUCCUGAAUAUUAUCCCUUAAGAGCACUUCAAAUAUUUUCCCAGUCACAGAAGUUAAGCUCACAGGUCCAUAAUUUCCAGGCAAGGAUUUUAAACCCUUUUUAAAUAUAGGAACGACAUCUGCCUUUCUCCAUUCCUCCGGUACAAUACCUGAAACAAAAGAAUUGUGAAAGAUUAAAUACAGAGGUUCACUUAUUUCCCCACAUAGCUCCUUAAAGGGACACCGUAGGCACUGUAUCUGCUUCAUCUCAUUAAACUGGUUAUAGUGUCUGGAGUCCUCUGGUACCAUCAUUUCUUUCAGCAUUAAACAGUUUUUAAACUUUUAAUGUUUUAAUGCUAAACAAGAGUCCCUCGCAAUCCAUCCCCUCUGUGCUGCUUUGGCUAAUAAGGAAGUAUUAGCCUGAGCAACAAUAGGCAGCUGUGAUUGGCUGAGAGUGUCAGCUGACUGCUUUUAGCCUGUCAGAGUUCCAACUGACGGUAUGAAUGGGUAUGACAACAAGGAAGUGUGUAAUCUCUGCCUUAGCUACACAUACUGAAGGGGCCGGACUCUGGGUGGCCAGGGACUCUUAUUUUGUGGCAUACUGCACGAACAUGGUGCAAUACUCAAUGGAGGGACAGUGCCAAGGCACUCCAGGCACUAUAACCAAUUCAGAGAGAUGAUAUGCUUAUAGUGACUACAGUGUCCCUUUAAGUACUCGUGGGUGAAUACCGUCAGGCCCCUGUGCUUUAUUUACAUUAAUUUUCUUUAACUGCUGUAGCACCUUGUCUUGAGUCAUCCAAUCACAAGUUAUCUGCACGUUUUUUGCAGCAAUCAUUUGCAUAUCUCUUCCCAUAGGAUCCUCAUUAAUAUAUACUGAAGAAAAAUAGUUAUUUAAAAUGUCUGCCUUUUCCUGGUCUUCCUUAACUAACAGACCCAUUUCUGUUUCCAGUGUACUUACACUUUCAUUUUUGAUAACACUAUCAUUAAAAGUACCCUGUAUAAAUGGAGAAAAACAUUUAGGAACCUUUUUCCAGGUCUGCUGCGAGUAUUGUUACCACCGUAGGCAAAAAUUCUGUUUGCUGCCCUUAUGUAUCCCACAUUCCCUCUCAUACUCCUUUUCCCAAUGUACACAUAUUAUUGUUAAACAAGCAUUAAGUUACUGUAAACAAUCCUUAAACAAUGUGUAUAGUUAUAUGUUUUAAAUAUUGCCCUCAGCUGUAGUGAUAUAGGUUUAUAUAAAGGAAAUUCGAAAUAAAGACAUUUUUAUGGUCUUUAGGUGAUUCAUUUUCUCAGUUCCACUUGGACUUCAUACAAAUGAACCUUGAGCUAUUUUGAAAGGGUCCCGCAGGGAAGGCUUGUCUCUGUGUAAGAUAACUGAUGAUUAAUUGAAAAGGGCCAGUUUCUCUAUUUCGACCUGUGAAAUCAUUAACGCUACCAAGUAACUGUUGCUGCUUGCACAUGGUACUGUUUACCAAUUUGUGUUGCUGGUGUAAGCUGAAAGGACGGAGGUAGUCACGUAGCACUGAUUUAACCUUAUCUUCCAAUGCUUUUAAAUCAAAGUUUCUACCAUAUAUUCUUAUGUUACAGGAAGGAACAACCCCAUCUUUUCUCAGUGGAAAUCCUGGUUACGUGGUUGGCUUACCUCUUCUGGCGGGAUUUAAAUUGCCACAAUAUCCUUUUUCUUUUUUUACAUGAUUUCUGUUUGUCUGUUUUUUUUUUCUUCAUUUGUUUUUUACAGUACACCAUCUUAUCUUUGUAAAAUGAUUUUUUUAAAUCUAUUUCUUGGCAUGUUCAAUGUAGAAGAGAUAAUUCUUAUGUGAAAUUGUCCCUUCCCAGUAUUUUCGAUAGCAUCUUUACUUGUGCGUAUAUUUAACAAAUCUGUAUUUGUGAGGUGUGAAAAAUGACAUUUAAAUUCCUUGUUUUCUCGUAACCUUCUUAGACCCUCGUCAAUCAUUAGAAGUUCUGUCCUUUGCACCCGUGGUCAGCACAGGGAACGAAGAGGAAGAAAGACUCAUUUUUUAUUUCUCCUCCUCUUUUGCCUGCUGUACCCUGGCUGCACCUGGUCGGAAUUUUGUUGUCAUGCCAUUUGCUAAAUCUUUGAUCUAAGAUUUAAAAGAAAACCAAGCAUCACAUGAAAAAUGUUCCCUACUAUGUUACCGACUUUUUAUAUAACAAGAAUGUUUAUGUUCCAAAGAUAACCCUAUAUAUGAAACAAGAACAGGCUCAUCUUUGACUCUCUUUAUGAUUCGUUAUGUGAAAGUGUUUGGGGUUGACUUACUUUUGUCAUUACCUUGCUAUGGGUCAGUGAAAGAAUCCAUAGAAAGGAGUGUUAACGUUUUCCUGUAGCGCGGAAAUAAAAAUCCAUACAGAGGUUAACAAAUAUAAUACCUAAAUCUCAGGUGUUGGAUAAAUUAGUUUCUCUUAUAUAAAAAAAUUUAAAAUGGGGGUAUUGUACUAGAAAUUGGCUUAUUGCUUAUACUGGUUAACGUUAAAAUACAUUGUGUAGUCGUAACAAAGGUGUAAACCAAGCCUGUCACAGCCCACAAUGAAUAUGUUUGCGGCCCAGUGGGCCGCGAGUUUCACAUGCUUACCAACGUAGAGUAGGCACCUGCUCUCCCCAUAUUGCCGGGGGAGAGGAAGGUGGCAGCAGCAAGGGAGCUCAGUCUUCCUGCUGCUCGCGCGCGCCCUCUGUAGUGAUGCCGGGUGCUGAAAUAUGACAUCAUUCCAGCACCCGGCAGCAGGAAGACUGAGCUCCCGAGAGGAGAUCCCCACUGGACCCCAUGGAUAGGCGGAGCAAUAAAUAAAAUGAUUUGUGUGUCUGUCAGAGAGUGAGCCUGUCUGUCAGUGUGUGUGUGUGUGUCUGUCAGAGAGUGUGUGUGCCUGUCUGAGAGUGUGUGUGCCUGUCUGUCUGUCAGAGAGUGAGUGUGUGUUGGUCAGCGUUGCGAUGGCCGCAGCUGUACAGUGGAGGACCUGGAUGUGCACAGAGGUACGCAACGCCACAUCACAUUCCGACGUGACGUCAACGUGCUCCACCUUCAGAGGUUUUCAAGGAGCAGCGGGAGGAUCCGCUUUUGCGGAUGUGCCAUUGGGGUAUACCAGAGGCUGGACUCCAGAGUCACAUACUGGCAGCAGCAAUGUGAUUGUAGUCUGCUUGUUAGCUAAUAUUGUUGUUUUUUUUGUUUGUUUUUUAAACAAGGGCCGGAGUUUAGUAGAGUCGCGGUGCUGGGAUUUAGUACAAGGGGGAUGGGACUGGGAUUUAGUAUAGAGGGGGGGACUGAGAAUUAGUAUAGGGGGGGGACUGGGGUUUAGCAGAGGGGAUGCUGUUUUUUUCUUAUACUGUACUUUUAAAAACAAACCUACGUUUCUAUGAAAAUUUAAGGUUUUGGUUUUUUUUUGCAGCCCGCACAAACUUAAACCUUGUUUAUUUGGCUCGUGCUAGCCUUCGGGUUUGACAUGCUUGGUGUAACAUGUUCUGUGAAAACCGCUUCAUUAAGUUGUUCCACAAAAUAGCUUAUUAAUGGGGCCUGCUUUAAAAAUGAGUAAAUGUAGCAAAUUCCAUAACUGAUGCUCCUUAACAAAGCUGUUAUAAGUCUGGUAUUAUUCAGAGUACCGACCGAUUCGGCCAACUGACCCUGUUGAAAAGCUCAAAGGACCAAAGCUGCUUGGCUGAAUAUGGCAACAGGGCAACAGUUUUAUUUGGUUAUAACAUGGUGUCUGGUUGCAUAUUGCGGUUAGUAACUAAUACAUACUUCUAAAUGUCUUUCUCAUUUGACUGGAGAAAAAAUCUAUAUUUUGUAACCCAAGAUAUGUUACUUCAUUUGUAACUUAUCAUUAGCUGCAAAGAAACUGAGCGUUGGCUGUCAGAAGAGCCCCAGUUUUUGAAGAAAGACUCAAUAUACCAUAACCACUACAGUAAGGUGUUUAUAAUACAUAUAUUGUCUGUUACUUUUAAUAAACUAAAUGUUUAUUAAUGGAGAAUGUAAAGUAUAACAUCUAAUACUAUUGUUUCAGAUGAUUAAAGGGACACUCCAAGCACCAAAACAACUGUAUAAUGAAGCAGUCGUGGUAUAUAGAUCAUGCCCCAUGUAGUCUCACUGCUCAAUUCUCCGUCAUGUAAGAGUUAAAUUACUUUGUUUAUGCAUUUUAUUUUUGCAGCCAAAGCCAUAGUUUGGCUGAAAAUCACAAAGACUUACUAGACACCUGAAAAGGAGCCUAAUUUGUUUAGCUCUCAUUUUUGCAAUUCCCAAAUGGUAGAGAAUUGAGUAGUGAGACUGCAUGGGCAUGAUCUAUACAGCAAAACUGCUCUAUUAAGCAACGUUGUUUUUGUACUUAGGGUGUCUCUUUAAUAUUGAAUUGGAAUUUAAAUUAAGCACUGUCUAUAAAGAUUUGUUUUACAUAAACCCUUUUCAAAUAUUCCAAGCACAACUAUACUAUUUUCAUCUAGCCAAGCUAUACUACGUUUAGCUAGAAUGACCAUUUUAGGACCUAUGCAUAGUGCCUGUGAUGUAAGCAGCCAGUCAGAAUUACAUGCUGGGUGUUCAGUGAUGGGGGAGUUAGAGCACAGGCUCUGGAGCCCUUACUUUUGGAGGGCCAACCAAAGAGAUCCUCCCAUCUCCAUGGCCAGCCCUUUCCCCAUGAUCUUCGUGGCUGAGUAGGCAUUUCCUCAGUUUGUCCGAUGACCAGUCCCAAACUCAGCUGAGUUCUCAUCUGAGAUCAUCUGUCAACAACAUAAUAACAAUAUCACAUAAAAGAUUAAAAGGACACUCCACUGCUCAAUCUAAAAAAAACAUUCUCCCACUGAAUGGUGCACAUUGUUGAAUAAUAAAAUAUACUGAAAUGGUUUCGCCCGGCUUGUCAUGCCUCCAUGGCUGAGAUAAUCCUUAUGAUCUCAGUUACGUCAAUGCUUUCCCAUAGGAAAGCUUUGGGAGGAUAUUGCGCGUGUGAAGCAAAAGGCUGUGCUGCGCCAAUUCGCAUUUCAUUACAUUGAAUCCAUGCAUCUCUAUGGGGAACAUUCAGUGCCUGAAUACACCGUAUGGAGACAGUGAACAUAGGUUCUAGAAAUCACCUCAAGUGACCGUCUGAGUGACUGCCACUAGAAGUGUCCCAAGACAGGAAUGUAAACACUGUCUUUUCUCUGAAAAUGUAGUGUUUACAUUGAAAGGUCUGCAGUGACAUGCUACAAACACCAGAACAACUUUAAGCUGCAGUGGUUCUGGUGACUAUAGCGUUCCUUUAAGAAUUGCAUUUUUUCUCGUUCAAGAUUAAACUUUGUUUAAAAAAAGACUGGCUCCUAACUGUUUUAGCUGGCUCCUAGAUUCCAAUCAAAUUUGUCAAGCCCUGAUCUAAGGCACCACUAUAGGCACCCAGACCACUCCAGCUCAAUGAAGUGGUCUGGGUGCCAGGUCCAACUAGGAUUAAAGGGAAACUCCAGUUGCAGGAAAACAAUCAGUUUUUCUGGCACUGCAGGUCCCCUCUCCCUCCCACCCCCUAAUCCCCGGUUGCUGAAGGGGUGAAAACCCCUUCAGUGACUUACCAGAGGCAGCGACGAUGUCCCACAUCGCUGCUUUUUUCUCCUCCGCUGCUCCUCCCAGUGAUUGUGAGGAGCGGCUAUGUUUACUUUAGGGUUAAUUUAGCCUCUAGUGGCUGUCUCAUUGACAGCCGCUAGAGGCGCUUCCGCGCUUCUCACUGUGAUUUUCACAGCUGCCAUGGGACCCUGAGGGUGCGGGCACCCUCAGGGCACUAUAAUGCCAGGAAAAUUAGUUUGUUUUCCUGGCACUAUAGUGGUCCUUUAAGCAAACCAAAUGAGUUGUAUCUGAUAUUUUAAUUCCAUAAUAUUUCAAGAACUGCUCAGGAGCCAACUUCUGGCAGGGGUGCCCAAAAGGUAGAUCUGUAGAUGUUGUAGAACUACAACUAGUUGGUCUUUAAACAAAAAAAAAAAAAAUCAAAGCUUGAUUUUAUACCAUUCAACAAAAAACCAUGAGACUCGCCAUAAAGCAGCGGGCUGCAAUGUGAUACCCUCCUAUACAGGACACAAGGGCAACUGCAGACCUUCUAUUAUCCAACUUUUGGAUGGCAGUUCUCUGGUGCAGGUAGAGUGAUCAUUCUCACCCCCUCUCAUGAUGAAUGCAUUUCAUAUUAAAGUUGACCCUUUUCAUUGGAAUGAUUUAUUUCUGUACAAGUAGAAUGGGUUUAAUUCAAUAUAUGCGCAUAGUAUUCUUUCAGCUAUAUGGACUAGGAGGAUUUUACUGUAUGUGACCCAUUGAAUGGAAGAUGCAUUCUCUUUUUCAAUGCAUUUUUCUCCCAAUGCUCUUAUUUAUUUUUCUUGACAAUAUUUGUUUAUCUUGCACUAGAAAUAAAAAAAUGUAUAGUUUCUCUCCACUGAACACUAAAAUUGAACAUCGUUACUGUGCUAUGCAGUAAAGGAAAAUGUAUUGGUGUUGCAAGCAGUUCAGUGUAACCCAUCUUAUUGCAAAUCCCUCUCCUGUAUGUGAAAUCACUUUCCAUUUCCUCAGGCUGGGGGGGUUGGGGUAGGAAAUGUUCAUUUCUAAAGAAGAUUGUGCCAUUUAAAGAGAGAGUGCUAUUCAGUGCAUAUGAGCAACUAUAUAACCUCUCCAGUUGGUUUAAGUUAUUACAUAGCUUAGUAAUGCUCCCACAAGGGUGUCAGAGGAAGGAGCUGCACAUGAAUAGGCAAAAGGCUUUGUGGUUUUCCUAACAACAUUUUGGUGAUCGCUGUAACGCUGCACGUGUAUUUUGGGUCUCUGUUAGGAAACUAUGUUCUGUGGUCAUAUCCUUCUAUACUUCUUACAACACUUUGAGCAUAUUUUUUUUACAUUUAGUUUGAGUGAGGGGUUAUUGUUUUGUGGUUGGGGGUUUUGAAGCAGUUGAUUUAACAAUUGUGGUUUUCAUUGAGUUCUAGACUCCAAUACUUGGAGAUUCUUUUGGUUCAGAAAUGCAUUUUGUCCAAAUUUGGGCAAACCGGAUGAUCAAUGGAAAUUCUGAACAUUUAGACUAAUUGUAGGGGAAUCAUGAACUAACUGAAAUGCACAAUGGUUGAGCAUGUUUGUUUUGAUAUGCGAUUCUGACUUUCACAGUAACAUAAAAAAGACAUGACUGACAGCAAAAAAAAGAUGAUUUAUAGUCACCUAAUACUAAAUAAAUAUAGAUUUUAUUCACAGAUUAAGUGAGUAAUAGAGGGGGAGAAAAGGACGAGCAGCCAGAGGAAAAAUAAUAUAUAUAUAUAUAUAUAUAUAUAUAUAUAUAUAUAUAUAUAUAUUGCUACAAGCUCGCUGUCUAAAUACUUAUCUUAUUGCCAGGUGCAAGCCAGAGCUUUCUAAAUCCAAACGAGGUAGAGAAAUAGUUGCACUUACGGUCUUCUAUAAAAUCCAGUAUUUAUUAGUAUAUAUUUAAAAUUAGGAUCAACGUUUCAGUAAUUUCCAGGACUUUCAUCAGGAUUUCCCCUGAUUAAAUAUUUUUAUCACAUGAUCUGUGAACCAAAUGGUGGGAAAAUGUCCCUAUCCAGUACUGCAAAAUAAAUAAAUGGACAAUUCAUUCAUCCAUGACAGAUAUGUGUUGAUCAGUAAAGGGGACCAGUCAAAUGUAUUUAAAUCCAGGACAGGCCAACAGAAUGUGGCAAGCAGGCUAUAAGCAGUAAUGGGUUCCAUGCCGCCUAACCUUCCCAUGGUCUCUGAAAUAAGUCUUUAAUCUCUCCAAUCUCCUGGGCAGGAAGCCCACAAUCUAGGAAGGUCUCCAGUGAAUGCUAUCACAUGUGCCAUGGUGUACUCUACCUGGACAGAGAUUUAGGCACGAGGAGCAGUAUGCUUAAUCUGAUGUCAUUUUCCUUUUCUUUAAUUUUAUUAUGAGGAGUAAUAACUCAAUGUAUGUCAGUGAUCAUCUCCUUAUAAUUGCAUCAUAUGCCACUAUAUUAUUUGUUCUGCAUUAUUCUUGUACUGUUCGUACAUAUAUGAGAAUCCUAUGUCCUACAAUAGCUCUGUCAUACUUGUAAAAUUUAUUGUACCAAUACCUCAAUAAAAAUAGAUUAACAAAAAGGAAAAAAAAGAAGUCAUAUAAAACUAUAUACCUUUAUUAUUAUAGUCACAAAAACACACUUAAAAAAGAAAGCAAAAACAUUGAUCCCACCACCCAUAUACAAUGUGAUUUACUAGAAUGAGAAUGAGAACUGUCAUUGUUAUUUGCAUAUAUCCAUUAAUUAUAAAUAAGGGUUAUACCUUAUACCAGCUCUAUUGCUGGUCAGACAUAAGUGAACGUUUUAGUAUUUUCACUAAUUUAUCUUAAAUAAAGUGUUGCAGUAUUCCUUUUAAAUGAGUCGUUCUGUUUUGUGGUAAUUGUUUGCUUUCAGUAUUAACUCCAUGUGUUCAGAAUAAUUUGAUUAUUUUAUUUUUUUAAAGUCUUAGUAACUCUGAAACAGCAUUUUGCCAACUUGCAGCAGAUGUUGUCCUGAACGUACUAAGAGACCAGCAGUUCCCACAAUAUGUAGCCUCAUUUGGAAAUUCUCAACCACAGAAUGUGUUAGACUGGGUGCCGAUUGUUGAUGUUACUGCUGUUACUCCUACAGAAGUGGUAAGAUAUCUGUGCUGUAAACUUGUCCUGUUAUGUUAUACCUUAGGGAUACAAUAGUCACCAAAACAACUUUAGCUUGAUGAAGCAGUUUUGGUGUAUAGAUCAUGCUCCAACAGUCUUACUGCUCAAUUCUCUGCCAUUUAGGAGUUAAAUCACUUUGUGUAAGUUACAUGCAGGGAGAUGAGACUUGGGCUGCAAAAACAAGCUUCCUAAACACUUCCUGUAAAGAGUCAUCUAAUGUUUACACUUUAUUUAUUGCAAAUUCUGUUUAAUUUAAAAUGAAUUAUCCCUUGCUCUUUUAAUAGCUUGCUAGACUGUGCAGGAGUUCUUAAUGUAUUUAGUGUCCUGCUAAUAUAAUAGCAGGGACACCACAAAUUGAGUGGAGGUGAAAGAUCUUUAAACUCCUUUUGACUGAGGGUUUCCUGAAAUUCCAUGUUUUUGAUAGGCAUUUUUGGCACUUGUGCAAUGUGUUUGUUCCACUGUACUUUCAAACUUCUCUCUCCUAGAGGGGCUGUCACAACAAUAUUGCUUUUGAAUAUUUCAUGAAGAGAUUUUAUGAAAAUAAGCAUGUUGACUGUAUUAUAAAAUUAUUUUGGUUGCAUUGGAAGUUCAAAGUAAGGACAAAAAUGUCUUAUGGCAAAGUCCUAGUUGGACAAAACAUGACAAUAGAUGAAGAUUUUUACAGUGGUUGCAAUCAAUAGCUGUGGCAGUAUGGAACCUUCCCACAGAUUACACAAGUGGGUCUAUAGAGCAGUGUUCCCAACCCAGUCCUAAAGUACCCCCAACCAGUCCAAGAUUUAGGGAUUACCCAGUUGUGUCUAAGGUGUUUUUACAAGAAAGAAAAAAAAACACUUUAGACACAACAGGGUAAUCACUAAAUCCUGGACUGGUAGGGGGUACUUGAGGACUGGGUUGGGAACCCCUGCUAUAGAGAAAACUACAGUCUCUCUGGAUCCUCAAUACACCUCAGUGUCUAGUAGUGAUGCAACUCCUGUUAGGUGAAGCACUUGGUAGCUGAAGAAAGAAGAUGGAUGGCUCUUGCAGGGGACAACUUCAGGUAAGUACACUGAUCAGCCACAACAUUAAAACCACUGACCUAUUAAGUGAAUAUUGUUUAUUAUAUUAUUUCAAUGACAGCUAGCAAGGGGUGGGGAUAAAUGGGGCAGCAAGUAAACAGUCAGUUCUUGAAUUUCAUGAUGGUCAGAGCAUGUCCAAAACGGCAAAUCUUGCGGGAUUUUCCCAGUAGGCAGUGGUUAGUACAUAAAAGUAGUGCAAGGAAGGACAACCAGUGAACCAGCAUCAGUGUCAUGGGCGUCCAAGGCUCAUUGCUGCACAUGGGGAGUAAAGGUUAACCCGUCUCUUUCAAUAACACAGAACUACUAUAGCUCAGAUUGCUGGAAAACGUAAUGCUGGCCAAGAAACACUGUGUGUUCUGACACCUUUCUAGCGCAGUUUUCUGCGUAUAGGGCUGCAUAGCCACAGAUCUAAACUCCCAUAAUGCUGACACAGCAUCAUGGUAGAUAUAGUCCACAAUCAUGAUACUAUUAGCACUUACAUUUUAACCUUUCCAGUUGGAGCCAAAACUUUUGUUUUAUGGCUUGUUAAAAUGGAAGCAAUAGGAGUUAAAGUGUGUCGAUGAGAAUGUUCUUAAUCACCCUGUGAAGCAUUAAAAUCUGAAGCAAUCACUGGAAUCUACAUCAAGCAGGGUCAAAUGCAGACGGAUUCAAAAUACAUUUUUGGAAAGAUAUAUGACAAAUAUUGCAGUGAGUGAAUUAAAGGUUUUAAGGCUAAACCUUUCUAAUUGAAAUAAAAGCGGGGGCGGGGUGUUUAUAGAAGGUUGCCAUUGCUGUACUCCAUUGACCCUAGUAAUGUCUUAGCCAGUACAAUUUCAACAACUUAAUUUUUAUAUAUAUCUAUAUAUCUUCUAUUUUGUUUUAGAACACAUGUAAAAUGCCAGUGUCUUUAGAACUAGAAGUGAGAUGGACUAAAUAUGGAUCAUUGGUUAAUCCUCAAGCACAGAUUGUGAAUGUUACACAAAAGAUUACUUACAAUGCUAUCCCAGUAAGUAGAAAAUUAUUUUUUCAGCAAUUUUUUUUCUAGAAAUUGUCCAACUUGGAUUGUUUAAGCCUGCAGUUUGUCUAUUAAAAAAAUUCUUAGUUAUCUUUGGCUGUGAAGUGUAUGUGUGAUAAUGCAAGAGUACAGUGUGAGUAACUGAGCACUCCAGGGCAGAGGCAGACAGCCCUAACAUAUAGCAACCAUAUUACUUUAUCAAACACUAACAUAAAAUAAAAUAUUUACAAUGUACCAUCUGUAUAAUUAUGGUGAAUGAAGAGCAGAUUAUGUCUUAAUACGCGACAAAAUUAACAUUUAUGCCAAAAUAGCCAAACUGAAAAUACAACUGAUUUGGAAAGGUGUUUUUUUUUUUUUUAAGAUUACUGUGCCAAAAGCUUUAAAUUCAGUUUGAGGUUUAUUUACUAAACCUAUUCACUCUUUCUACACUUUUAAUGACUUGGCCAGUAAACCCGCUUGUGGCAAAGAUUAUUUGUAGGCUGGGUGCUGAACAAAUAAUCUAUAGACUUUUUGUUUAGCACCUAUACCAGAUUGUUAGGGUUGACUGGGAGAUUUACACCAUGUCAAAUACCAAAUCAAAUAGAUUUGCACCAUGUAUUAAUUUGUUGACUGACAAAAUAAUGGAGUGAUUUGCUAUAUGCCAGCAUCAGCUCUGCAUUUAUCAGCUCCAUAAUCCAGGCUUUAAGUGCAAUGCAAAUGUUUAAAGUUAAUGUAGGAUAACCUAGCCUUUUGUACUGUAAAUACAUGCAUUUCUUGUAAACCGUUAAAAUAUGACCCAUAUUAAAUUUGCCCUGUUGGCCACAUGGAUGCAAUUUAUAAUGUGUUGAUCAAUGAUAAUCCGUACAUUCACUCUGUAUAUGAUUAUUAAUGGUGUCCCUCUUUAUAGACCGCUUUUCUUGGAAGUGAAAAACUUGUACAGAUCUUCUGUUCCGUCACUUUUGUUGAUGUGUCUGCAUCCGCAGAGCCUGGUUACAAAGCUCAACCAACCUUUGAUGCCAAGCUGCCCUUUGAUUUCUUCUACCCAUUUGUAUAA